CCAUCGUCUACAGAAGAACGAUCCAUCGACAGCCUCGUCAUCUAUUCCGGAUGUGGUGAAAUCGAGAAAGACAUUCAGUUCUUCAACUGUGCUUGUGUUUAAAAAAAUUACCCUCCCAGUGAAAAUGUGACGGUACAGGAACAAACCGCCAAAUAGUGACAAGUCUGGACGCGAUUGAAGAAAUUUGUGUGCUCAACUCGUCUGACCUAAAUUCCCGUGAAGAACUGUAAUUGGAAAAAAUCUCUCACGAAUGCGGUGGGUCAAUAAUUUAUAGUAAUUGAUCGUGCAGUCUACAGUUAUUUACUGUAGUCGUGGAAAAAACGCUACCUUGCUUCCCUGAGCUUGACCAUCGGUAGUUUUUCAACUUUUCAGUGAUGUGAUUUGAAAGUAAUUAGCCCGGAAAGUAGUGUCUCUCGGCGAUUUUUGUGUUGACUGUGUGGUGAUCCCGUCAACUGUUUUUUAUUCGGCAAAACCGGCUAGAUGCUGGUUGUGACCUGACACACCAUGGCUUUCUUUGAUUUGAUGUGGACUUUAACGCUAUGUCUACUGGUUUUCAGCGACACAUUGCAGGCACUAGACGACCCCUACUCCAACUCGUUCAUAUCACCAAAUUCGGCAGAAAUCCCCUUCGAUGAUGAUGUCGAGUCAGGAGACAAAACCUCUGGUCCCAAUGAAAUCCUCCAGCCAUCCUUACAGGAAACAACGGCACGCUUUGAUGAAUCCAUUGAAACUUCCUCCUCAGUUGUAGCGAACAGAGUGCGAAGAUCAGCUGAUCCUAUUUUAUCAAAGACAGCUGCAACAGAUGAUCUACUUAUAUUCAAAAACAUUGAGGAGGCCUUGGACAGUAAUGACGUGGAGUUGUCUGGGAGAUUGGGGCAUUUCAUCCAACCUUCCAAAACAGACCAGUACAUUUCCAAUGACGCCCACCAAACUUCCGAUAAUCAUUCGGGGGAAGGUCAUGGGGCUCCGCAUCAGGCCAGAUCACUGCCUCUGCAGGAGUCCCAAGAAAUCACCCCCAGUGCGACAAUGACGACGACGAAUUUUGCUUCCCAAUUUCCCCCACUCGACAAAGGACGACAGGCGAACCCUGAUAUCCAGGACAUCAUAACGGGUUUGGUGAAGCUGUUGAAUGGUAAUGUGAAUGUGCAGGCAAAUACAGGUCCUGGACUAGGAAGACCUCCACGACCAUUAUCAACGAGAAUAAAUAAUAGAGGACCACCAAGGAUAACAGACUUGCCUGCUCUACCACCAGAUUUUGACGUUCCAGCUCCUCUACCUCCCCCACCACUAGGACAAAUGCCCCCGCCUCUAACUCCCACAAGGAUGCCAACACCCUACCCAUUCGAUGUGCCGGUGCCCAACAUGUCACCAGUGCGACCAUUCACUGGUCCAGGAACCAGCAUCCCCAUUUCCGACCACAGCAACAAAAGGCCCGGGUUCUAUAGACCUCCAACUCUCCCUCCUUGGAAACGCAGGAGACCUCCCAAUAGGAGGCCUCCCCCGUAUAAAACGAUGCCUUCCUACUCUUCUGAUAUGAUUAGUUUGACCUCCGAGAAACCUAUGGAUGAUAUCUUGACCCUGGAUAUGGGGACGCAUCUUUCUGCUACCGGGGAAGAGGGAGCCGGCAUGGAGGAGGGCAGUUUGGGAGACCAGGUGGGGGAGAGGAAUUCUACAGAAGUCGUGGAUACGACUACGGAUGCUGUUGCAGAUACUUCGGAGAUAGAUAAAGAGAUAUUGGAUUUUGAGAAAAAUAAGGAAAAGGUAUCUAAACUAGACAAGUACACUAGCAAAACAACUAUAGUGACACCGACUUUCAACACUGAAGCGAAAACAGAAGAUCCCGCUAUAACAAAGGAAUCCAAUCCAUCGCUUUCUGAAGAAACGGAACUGCCUGUUACUUCCACUCAUGAAACAGAAUCUACCUCUUCAACCACCACCUCUUCCCCUGUUGAAGAAAACUCAGCCCAGUCUGUAACUGGAACGUUAACCAGUGGAUUUAGCUCGAACAUACUCAAUACUUCCUUCGUGAAUACUACUAGCACAGACAGCAGUUCUGGGAUUCCCCUGCUGGAGUCUUCUAUUCAAGAAGUUGUUCAAACUAUGAAGGAGGAUCUACUGGGGGAAAGCACUAGUCUUGCUAGUACUGAAACUGAGAAACUGCCAGAGAUGAGUUCUACGUCGAAAGGUGGUGGUAUUUCCACUCUUGGUGGUGUUUCGUCUCAAAGCAGCUCUUCAGCCACUUCUUCGUCACAUGACACGUCGACCACCUCAAGCUUCCCCUACUACCAAUACCGACCUAGACCUGGCAUAGUACUGGACGAUACAGAAUACAAACCUGGAGGAAUUCAUAGGCAACCCAUAGUCACCAGACCUGUUAUAGGACAAAUCGGAGACAUUUUCGACAUAACGGUUUCAGCCAUUCAGGGUCCGGGAUCUUCUGCUGGUCAGGGUAAACCGUACGUUAUACCAGUUGAUAUCGAACAAGUUCACAUGGAUACCAAACCUGAUGUCAUCACCAGUUCAAUAGGGGACGAAGGAUUCGUUUCAAUCGAUGGAAAACGAACGUAUUUGAAUCUCUUUGGGGAUGCUACACCUUCCACAUCUCUAGGGGCUAUGAUUGAGCCUACUACUACUGCGAAAAACCAGGUUUCCGGUACGGCUUAUUCUGUUGUUGAAAACGAGAAAAUCAAGAAGCAUGCAUCAAUAAAGCCCACCGUUCGAAGACCUUUGUACGGCAGACCUAGGCCUAGUCAACCUCCAGUAAGAAUCGACACCUGCAUAGUUGGAGAUGAUACAACAUGUGACUCCUCUCAACAUGAGAUUUGCAAAACAGAAUUAGGAGUCAGCGCCUGUCACUGCAGACCUGGCACCGCUAGAAGAAAGCACAGGGACCCUUGUAGAAAAAUUGUGUCGAUCCUUCUGUCAUUGAGGGUUGAUAAACUAUACGAUAGAAAGGUGGUUUGGGCAAACGAACUUGGAGAUCAAAACAGCGACAGCUAUCUGCAGCUGUCCUACGAAGCUGAGAGGGCGUUGGAAUCAGCCAUGUCCAUGACCCCCUUCAGCGAUGAAUUCCUUGCCGCCAAAGUGAACGGGAUAUACAGAGGCGACAGAUCUCAAGGCCAAGCGGGAGUUUUCGUCAACCUCACCCUGCAGAUGGACGAGAACGCCGAUACGUCGAGACCGACAGUCAGAGGCGAUAUUCAGCGCCAUCUGCUGGGAGUUAUACAACGGAGAAGUAACAAUGUCGGAGAAAGUGCUUUGUGGGUCGACAGUCCUCCUGGAUCGGUCUCCAACUUGCAAGACUUGGACGAAUGUUCGUCUCCGGAUCUUCACGACUGUCACUCUUUGGCGACUUGUGUCAACGUCUUCGGCAGCUUCCGCUGUGAAUGUGCUACUGGGUUCCGUGACCCUUGGGCCGACAACAAACAUCGAGCUGGAAGACAUUGCGAACAAUGCUCUCCACAACACUGCAACAACAGAGGGCAGUGCAGGUACCAGAACGGCCAAGAAGUAUGCGUCUGUUCCGGAAAUUAUUAUGGCACGCAGUGCGAGCUGGAUGGAGAAGUAUUGGGGGUAGCCAUAGGAGCCAGUAUUGCUGCAAUUAUAAUCAUUGGAUUGACGUUGGUCUGUCUAGUGAUGUGGAGUCGUCGGUGGAGUAGAGAACACAAGGCGGCAGUUGGCAGUCCUGUCUUCGGAUAUAUGGCCACGGCUAGCAACACAGUGAAAACUCCAGUUGUGGGGGCCCCUCCGUACCAACUGACUCUGGAGGACCGUUUGAGAUGGGCGCAGAUUGCUGAUGUUAUGGCCCAGGCCAACCAUUACGCGCCGGAACCAGGCCACCCUGCUCCCACUAGACCAUCCUCUGCUAUGUUCGGCUAUCCGAGCCUACCCAUGGGCACCUUACAGCACCACCACCACGGCCAUGGUACUCUCCCUCCCGUUCCCAUGCCCAGGCUGAACCUGCAGGCACAACUGGCCGGAAGGGCAGCCAGUAUACAUGCCAUGCGCCCUUUUGACAAUUCCAGCUCCAGCGAGGAAGAAGACAAGGCUGAUCUGUUGGGUAGGAACUUCCAGGUGCCCAGACCCAAGAGUAGGAGCAAUGCUUCGAUAGCGAAUCAAAGUGGCAUCUACUAUGACGUAGACUACGAGCAAAAUGAGGCUUACAAACAAGCCGGAGGAAUACCUUUGAGCACUUACAAUGUUGGCAGACAGCCGUUUUUCAGGAAUUGAAGUCAAACACCCAGUACUUGUAAAUAAUUAGAAUUGUAAAAAUCAGGUUAUGAACUCUUUUCUAGAAUUAUUCUUGUUAUUUUAGUUUAUUCCAAUAUAAUACCUAAGGUUUAUAUUUA
Messenger RNA from Leptinotarsa decemlineata (Colorado potato beetle), 4349 nucleotides. It is a transcript of the gene pwn, whose product is annotated as calcium-binding EGF-like domain-containing protein pawn. The record is from RefSeq and is a predicted model, not a curated record. Gene Ontology annotation, molecular function: calcium ion binding. Lineage: Eukaryota; Metazoa; Arthropoda; Insecta; Coleoptera; Chrysomelidae.